Molecule: messenger RNA, 2221 nt
Organism: Rhipicephalus microplus (southern cattle tick)
Lineage: Eukaryota; Metazoa; Arthropoda; Arachnida; Ixodida; Ixodidae
Product: SAP30-binding protein
Biological process (GO): regulation of DNA-templated transcription
Cellular component (GO): nucleus
Source: RefSeq, a predicted model, not a curated record
ACGGAGGAAGUGCCUUUCCUUCCUCCGUGGGUCACAGGCAUCUUUGUGGAGGAGGCGUUAGCUAAACGACUUCAAAAUGGCCGCCUAGUUCAUGUUCGCGUGUGCACUUGUGUUGUGAAGGAGACACUGGUGUUAAGUGGCUGUGGUCUGGGAAUUCGUCACUGUGUAUGGUGUGUGCGACUGUGACCACAAUGAACAGCGACUCUUCUGUUUCGAAGGCGUUGGCGUCGCUGACCGAGACGUACACCGAUUCUGAAGGCGAGCUCGACUCGGAGCCGGAGACCACCACCGAGCACAAAAGCGUUGAGAGCACGCCGAAUUCGCAGAGUGGAGUGCCGCUCGUCUCGUACCAGGACGAGGACGAGGCGGCGGGCGAGGAGGAGCCCGGCCAGGUCCUGUACGUGCGUCCCGAGUCGCCGGUCUCCUUCCACCGCUGCCUUCAAAGCCUGGGUCCGAACGGCGUGUUCCUGCCGCCCGAGCCACCGGGACACUGCGCGCCGGCUCUGCAGGAAAAGAUCGCGCGCCUCUACGAGCGCAAGGUGCGCGACGGGCGCGACAUGAAUGCGUCGAUCCAGAUGCGCAAGGACUUCCGCAACCCUAGCAUCUACGAGAAGCUGAUCGCCUACUGCGGCAUUGACGAGCUGGGCACAAACUACCCGCCGGAGACGUACGACCCGCACAGCUGGGGCCCGGACUCGUACUACGAGGAGCUGUCGCGGCGCCAGAAGGAGGAGAUGGACAAGCGCGAGCGCGAGAAGAAAACUAAGGUCGAGUUUCUCACCGGCACGGCCAAGAAGGCCGAGCCGCGCAAGAGUAAGUGGGACGUCGGGGGCACGCAGCCCGUGCUCGGCGUCGCACGGCCGCUGGUCCUGGCCACUAGGCCCACCGUCAUCUCCGCCUUCGGCACACUGCCCAAGAAGGCUCCCAAGCCGUGACUAACCUUUCUAGCCGUGUGGAAGGGGCCGUCGUUCGUGCAACAUUCCGUGAGAAGAUGUUGCCGUUUAUUAUUGUGCUACAUCUGUGGAUAAACACCACAGUGCCCUUCGUGGACAGGCGUAAUGGAGAAGUUAAGACAGUGCAUGUGUGUUUUUCAUAUAUGUUAAAUUUUAUUGACAGACAUGAACAGCAUUACAUAAUGGUUUGUAAGCAAGCAGUAAAACCAAUUGUUAAUCCAUGAAUGUAAGAGUUGUGUUCUCGAGGGGUUGGAGGAAGACCGAGAGACAUCACUUUUCAAACGAGGGAACGAUCAAUACAUUUAUUAUUCUGCCAUGUUUUUCUUCCCUCCCCAUCGAACCCCUGUAGCCGUCCUAGCCUUCCUAGUGGCAGAGUCCCAACUAAAGUUUCUAAAACUGAAGUAGCGCCAACCACGUCCUUUCGCCUCUGCCUCUCUCAGCAGCAGCAGCGCCCCUUGAGUGCUUAGCAGGAAACUGCGGCAUACCCUUUCUUAUUGAACAGGGGAGGGUAAGCCAAUGUCAUCGUUGAAGCAAAAGAGAACAUGUGACUGAGGACAGACAAGAUAGUGCUUGCACUACCAAGGCUACCAAGCUCCAUGGAGUUUGCCUAAGUUAACUAGAGGGGACCCUGGCGCUGUGUUUGUUUAGCAACCGUGUGUUGUACACGGAUUUGCUUAGUCUUCUUACUUGCGGGUGGUGAAUCGUACUUGUGGCUUCAUUUAAUGUUGUGUUUUAGUUUUGUUUUAAAGGGACUGCUGACCGCUCGGAAAAAAUUUCCGACUGUAGUGCAAAUAGAAAGAUCGUUCAUCACAUCGGCUGCAACGAGCAUGCUUUCAUGCCAUAAAGAAGGAAUUAUAAUUUUAGCUUGAUGUUGAAAGUCGAUAAGAAGUGACCACUAGUGCCACCCUACAGCAAAUGUGGUCAAUCUUGACAGGACUGUUGGUAGGACAAGAAAUCCUCGCAGGAAGAUUUAGUUGGCUUGAAACAGACACGUAUAACUUGAAAAUUGUAAUUUAUGCACUUGAGGCUGCUUUAGGUUGUGCCAGUCUAACUUUUGCUUUUUUUUCCCUCGCACAUUCAAAUAGCCGCUCGGUAAUGCUGCUGGCAGUGUGUUCGCUUGCUUGCAUGCCUGCUUACAAACGAUGGAGAAACGCGAGCACAGUGUCCACCGCCGGUUCUGAAAACAACAAAAUUGUGUGUGCGUGCCUAAAAUGACCACUACGGUAUUUGUUUUAUUAAUAAACAAAACUUGAUGAAACCUGCAAAAA